GUGAGUGCGAGAGCGCCUGAAUCCAUUCUCGAAAAACCCGAGUCGCUGUCAAAUUUGCGCCUGGAACACGAAGGCUUAGAUAGUGACCAUGAAGCUCGACCCCAAAGCGAUCCGAUACCUCACGGCGGAGGACUUCCGCGUACUCUCGGCGGUCGAACAAGGCAGUCGAAACCAUGAGAUUGUGCCUACUCCGCUGAUUGCGCAGAUCUCGGGCCUCCGCGGGGGAAGCGGAGUGCACCGAUCGAUCUCGAACCUGGCUAAGACGAACUUAAUAGCGAAGGUGAAGAAUGCUAAAUACGACGGCUACCGCCUCACCUACGGCGGCCUCGACUACCUCGCGCUCCACGCGCAUCAGAAGCAAAAAGUCAUCUACUCCGUGGGCAACCAGAUCGGCGUAGGCAAGGAAUCCGACAUCAACGUGGUAGCCAACCACCAGAAGCAGCAAUGCAUCCUGAAGAUCCACCGACUGGGCCGCAUCUCGUUCCGCACGGUCAAGACCAACCGCGACUACCUGCGCCACCGCACCUCGGCCUCGUGGAUGUACAUGUCGCGGCUGGCGGCGAUGAAGGAGUUUGCAUUCAUGAAGGCGCUGCGCGAGAACGGGUUCUCGGUGCCCGAGCCCAUUGCGCAGAACCGGCACACGAUCGUUAUGUCCCUGAUUGACGCGUUCCCGCUGCGCCAGAUUUCCUCGGUGGCGGAUCCCGCGGGUCUGUAUGCCGAGCUGAUGGAGAUGAUUGUGCGGUUUGCGCGGUAUGGGUUGAUUCAUGGUGAUUUCAAUGAGUUUAAUAUCUUGAUCAAGGAGGUGGUGGUGGAGGAGGAGAGUGAGGACAAGAAGGGAAAGGGCCGCGAGGGAGACGACGAGGAGGAGAAGGUGCAGCUGGUGCCGGUCGUCAUCGAUUUCCCGCAGAUGGUCUCCAUCGAUCACCCUAAUGCGGAGAUGUAUUUCGAUCGCGAUGUGAACUGCAUCAAGCGGUAUUUUUCGCGCAAGUUUCACUUUGUGAGUGAUGUGCCCGGCCCCUUCUUUGCUGAGGCCAAGAAGCAGAUGAUGCAGAAUCCCGGGAAGCGGUUGGAUGUGGAGGUGGAGGCCUCAGGUUUCUCGAGGAAGAUGGCUCGCGAGUUGGAGAAUUAUAUGCAAGAGGUUGGUGCGACAGGAGAUGGUGGGAGUGAUCGGGAGGGUGAGGAGGACGAAGAGGACGAAGAGGAGGAAGACGGGGAAGAGGAAGAGGAGGAGGAUAGGCAUUCGCAGUCGGAUGAGAUCGACGAGAGCUCUCGACGGCUGGGCAAGAUGCAAGUGUCGCAGUAGCUGUGCUGUGAAGGUAAAAGAUAUGAUAGCUCAUGACCAUAAUGAAUACCGUUAUUCGGG
Aspergillus saccharolyticus JOP 1030-1 is the source of this 1363-nucleotide messenger RNA. RefSeq names its product protein kinase RIO2. The record is from RefSeq and is a predicted model, not a curated record. The transcript has 3 exons. Bases 89 to 1303 code for a protein of 404 amino acids. Gene Ontology annotation, cellular component: preribosome, small subunit precursor; cytosol; nucleus. Gene Ontology annotation, molecular function: protein serine/threonine kinase activity; ATP binding. NCBI's taxonomy places the organism in Eukaryota, Fungi, Ascomycota, Eurotiomycetes, Eurotiales, Aspergillaceae. Gene Ontology annotation, biological process: maturation of SSU-rRNA; protein phosphorylation.